AUGGCCACGGUUCAGACAUUUUUCGCAAAUCUAAAGAAUCGUAUUCUUGAGGUGUACGAGAAUACGAUAGCAGGCUUUAUACGCUCGAUAUUCAGCAAGCCGUCCAGCAUUCUAUUCCUUGGCAUAGACAAUGCCGGAAAGACCACUCUCCUGCACAAGCUGAAGGAGGACGUGACGAACACGUACGAGCCGACACACCACCCCAUGAACAGCGAGAUUGAGAUCGGCAACAUGAAGGCGAACAUAAUGGACCUGGGCGGGCACACGAGUGCACGGCUUGCAUGGCAGGAGUUCUUCUACAACUGCGAUGGCAUCGUGUUCAUAGUGGAUGUGAACGACACGAAGCGGUACUGCUUGGUCCAGGAGGUGUACCAGAGCGUGAGAGAAAUACAGGUUGGGAAGAAGAAGCCGCCCAUAGCAGUGCUUAUGAAUAAGAUAGACCUGAUCAAGCACGACUCCAACAGCAUUCUGCAGAACCAAGAUGUGAUGGAUCAGAUACAGAAGGAGACGGGGAUAGAGAAUGAUGACAGCAUGGAGCAGCCGGUUCUGGUGACGUAUGUUAGUCUGCUGAACGAGAGCAUCACCGAUAUGAGCAGCCCUAUUUUGCAGUCUUUUCAGUGGUUGGACAAGAUGAUACAUAGAAGACCGGAGGAGCUGUAAUUAAAGGAAGUGUGCUGUUGGGAAAAUGUUUUUAGCUCUUGCCCGGCUCUGCUGGGCAGAAACGUAAUUUUGUGUUUGCUCGGAGGAUGCUUUGCAUGGGGAUGAUCGUUUGAACCAUGGUGUAGGGCAGGUUAAAUUUGUUUAUGGUUUGUGGG
This is a messenger RNA of Vavraia culicis subsp. floridensis, 815 nucleotides long. Its product is annotated as small GTP-binding protein domain. The record is from RefSeq and is a predicted model, not a curated record. Gene Ontology annotation, molecular function: GTP binding; GTPase activity. The transcript has a single exon. Gene Ontology annotation, cellular component: COPII vesicle coat; endoplasmic reticulum exit site. Lineage: Eukaryota; Fungi; Microsporidia; Pleistophoridae. Bases 1 to 660 code for a protein of 219 amino acids. Gene Ontology annotation, biological process: vesicle organization; intracellular protein transport; endoplasmic reticulum to Golgi vesicle-mediated transport.